Erythranthe guttata (spotted monkey flower) is the source of this 798-nucleotide messenger RNA. Its product is annotated as NDR1/HIN1-like protein 1. Lineage: Eukaryota; Viridiplantae; Streptophyta; Magnoliopsida; Lamiales; Phrymaceae. Gene Ontology annotation, biological process: defense response to other organism. The record is from RefSeq and is a predicted model, not a curated record. Gene Ontology annotation, cellular component: plasma membrane.
AUGGCUUCCUCCGCCGCCUUCGCCGCCGCCGCCGCCGCACCCGCUGGUUUUCAUAGAAACAACAGGGUAGCCGAUGCUAUUCCGCCUGAUGACGUGGCGCCACCCCGAGAUGCUCCACCGCCGCCGCCGCCACCGGCGGCAGCAGGGCAUGCAAUUUACGUUCAGCAACUGUACCGGGAUCCACCGCGGCAGCGUUUCCAACGCCUAGAGCUGACAUUCCUCUGCCGCACCUUAACCUGGUCGGUCCUGAUUUUCAUUUUCACCGCCAGCCUCUCCAUCCUCCUAUGGCUGAUUUUCCACCCAACUUUCCCCCAACUCCACGUGACCUCCGCCACCAUGUCGGCUGUCACCUUCACCAACACCACCAAAGCCACGGCCGAGUUCAGCAUCACCCUCCAACUCACCAACACCAACCGCCACCUCACCACCAUAUACGACCAAUUUCAGAUCUUCCUCAUUUACCCUUCCCAGCAAGUACUCCUCUCACAAAAUUACCAGCCCCCAUUCGUUCAGCCCAAGAAAACCCGAACCACAAUCGAAACCAAUCUCGGUUUCACCAACCUUGAUCUGGGGAAUUACGUCGCGAAUGGAUUGAAGGAAGAUCUGGAUCGAGGGAGUUUGAACCUUGGAAUUAGGAUUCUUGCUGUAGUGAGGUAUAAGAAUGGGAAAUGGAAAACAAAGUCUCAGUUCAUGAGGGCCUAUUGCAGUGGUGUAAGUUUCGGGUUUACUUCGAUUAACAGGCCGGGCAUUUUCUUGAAUCCUUACCAAGAAUGCGAGGUUUACAUUUAUACGAAAUAA